Molecule: messenger RNA, 1277 nt
Organism: Armigeres subalbatus
Lineage: Eukaryota; Metazoa; Arthropoda; Insecta; Diptera; Culicidae
Product: zinc finger matrin-type protein 2
Exons: 3
Coding region: 292-873 (193 amino acids)
Biological process (GO): mRNA splicing, via spliceosome
Cellular component (GO): U4/U6 x U5 tri-snRNP complex; spliceosomal complex
Molecular function (GO): nucleic acid binding; zinc ion binding
Source: RefSeq, a predicted model, not a curated record
CCAGCGGUAUGGGUUGAUUAAUGAUUCUUAUGAGUGGUGAUGAUUAUCACGAUCAUCAAACCGGCUCAGAUCUCUCUAAUUGUUUUCGAGUUUUGACAUCAAAACAAGAAGCAGUCGAAAAAAGAAUCUGCUGCAAACAAGCCAAAGUUUUGCUGCAUAAUUUUAAGCCUUCUACAAUACCACCGAAAUAUACGUACAAGUCGAAGAAAUUGACAGUCAACAAUCAGUUAACCUAGAGUCCACCGUAUUUAUCACCUUUCUCUGCGGACUUAGAGCUGCACUGCUUCCAAGAUGUCGAUGCGCCCGGAUGACCACCGUCGCAAGUGGGAUCGCAAGGAAUACGAACGCAUAGCUCAGGAACGGCUAUUGGCCAAAACAUCGACCGCCACUGAAGAUGAACCGGUCACAAAGGAACUGCUCAAGCAGCGUGAGUACAAGGUUGACUUGGACUCGAAGCUGGGCAAGAGUAUGGUCAUUAACAAGAGCACCCCGUCGUCGCAAUCCGGCGGGUACUACUGCAAUGUGUGCGAUUGCGUCGUAAAGGAUUCGAUCAACUUCCUGGACCACAUCAACGGCAAGAAGCACCAGCGCAAUCUGGGCAUGUCGAUGAAGGUGGAGCGGAGCUCGCUGGACCAGGUCAAGGAACGGUUCAAAAUCAACAAAAAGAAAACCGAGGAGAAGAAAAAAGAUUACGAGCUGGAGAGCCGGGUCAAGGAAGCCAAAGAGGAAGAGGAGCGCUACCGAGAGUACAAACGCGAAAAGAGGAAAGAGCGCAAGAGGAAGAUUGAGGAAGUGGACGAAAGUGAGGCAGGCACAUCCGAACUAGCUGCCGUCAUGGGUUUCGCUGGAUUCGGUGCCAAGAAGAAAAAUUAGGAUUGUAUUAUUAUUUCGAAGGAAUAGUAUUGUUCUGGCUACUCAAUUGUUUAUUACACACAGUUAGAGUGAGGGUACUAAAGAACACAUCUGGUUACAAUCUCUCAAGAAAUGCGCUUGUUCAAUCAACUCCUGUAACAGAAACUGCGUAUCCCAUGCAUGUGUGCCACCAGAUUUGCAUACAUUUGAGUCGUAAAUUCCGUUGGCUAAAGCGGACAAUGGAAACGUACGAACAUAAACGUCCUAACAAGUAGAGCAACAACACAGCUACUGACAGAAAGUAAAUUUCUAAAGUGUUUUCACUUAAGUUUAUCUUUAGAAUCAUAACUUAUUGUGGUAGAUAUUAUGGCAAAACCAUUACAACGCGAGUAUGUAUAGAUAAAUAUAUAUAAUUAACUAUCCAA